AGGAAUAUUUCCUGCAGCUGCUAUGAUGAUGCAUUCCUGUAUUAAGAUGUUUAGGAAUAUUUCCUGCAGCUGCUAUGAUGAUGCAUUCCUGUAUUAAAAAUACACGAUUAACAUUCUCAGACGACCAUGUGCUCACAAUACUAUGCAGAACUAAGGUGAAAAAAGGUGACAAAAUUUAUCAUUCGUAUGCAAGAACAUUUACUCCUACAAACAUUAGAAGAAUAGGACUGUUCAGUGGUAAACACUUUAGCUGCGAAUGUAUUAGGUGCAAAGAUCCAUCGGAGUUACAGACUUUUCUCUCAGCCUUUACAUGUUCAUGUGGAGGACAGAUUUUGGCUGAAGACCCGUUGGACCUGACACCAGAUGCAUAUUGGUGUUGCAACUCCUGCGACACUAGAAUUGCGGCAUUAGAGAUGGCAGGCAAAGAGCGUGGAAUAAUGAUGGAGACCUAUGCAAUGAAGAGAGAUGAUCCUUUAGGUAUGGAAACCUUCUUGGAAAAAUACAAAACAGUUUUGCACAAAAACCACGCUUUUAUAUUAGAGGUAGAAAAACAGCUUAGUGUAGCAUAUGGGAGUUUCCCUGGUUUUCAAAUAGAAACUCUAAGCGACAAAAGGUUAGCACGGAAAAUAUGUUACUGUUCCCAUCUUCUAGAUAUCCUGGAUAUCCUAGAACCAGGGAUAUCCACUCAAAAAGGAUUGAGCCUGUAUGAUCUCUGGAAAGGUAAAGAGGAGAUGUUACGAAGAUUAGGAUUAAAGAAAGAUGAUUCUAAGUAUAAAAGCGAGAAAUUAAAGAACUCUGCUCUUCUUGAAGAAUCCCUCAGAAUUCUGGAGUAUGAACCAACCAACUCACUUCAUGGCGCCGUCAAAGAAGAAAUAAAUAGAAAAUUAAAAGAAAUGUGAAGAUGGACUUCUGGUUUAAUAGCUUAGUAUGUCUUAUGCAACCUGAGCUGGGAACUUUAGAAUGAUGGAUAUCAGGAUUAAUGCUUAAUCCUCUGUUUUUGCUAAUCUCGAGACUAACAUAAUCUCGAGAUUAUGUUAGUCUUGAGAUUAAAUAUCUAGAUCAACAAAUUGGAUUCUAAGAACGCCAGAUUGGUUUGUUUUCCUGGCUGGAAGAGCCCUCACUUAAUUUCUCACCCAUUUAUUUAUUAAGACAUUAGUUAAAAUUAGUUACAAAAGAAUCUCAAGCGUAUUAUU
Molecule: messenger RNA, 1193 nt
Organism: Eurytemora carolleeae
Lineage: Eukaryota; Metazoa; Arthropoda; Copepoda; Calanoida; Temoridae
Exons: 12
Coding region: 75-899 (274 amino acids)
Source: RefSeq, a predicted model, not a curated record